UUCAUAUGGAUGUGCAAAACUAAUUUGAAAUUGUGUAAUAAUGUUAGUGGUGACUACCAUUCCUCCUACAUAAGUAUUCCCUAUAGCACCCCGACACUCCUUACACACCAUCUGAACAGUUUUUAUCUACAUUUACAUUUAUGCAUUUGGCAGACGAUUUUCCAAAGCAACUUACAAGGUACACAUUUUUAUCAGUAUGUAUGUGUGUUCCCUGGGUUCAAACCCAUGACAUGUUUUGCUGCUAACGCAACCAAUGAGCUUUACAUAAAUAUUUAGGGAAGUAAAUGUAAUAGGUGAGUAUCUUGGAUGACAUUGUGGAUGCAGGGAACUAAAGGGAUAGACAAUGGAGAUUGUGUUACAUAACUUCACCUGGUCAUCUUUUUCUGGCUCUACCAAAACCACAGAGUCAGUCUGGGCAUCCAGUCAUGUGCCCCACAAUGCAAUAUGUUUUAUUUCAAAGCCUGCGUGCUAAAACAGUAUGAGACAGGGUGCAACCGACGAUCGAAAAAUGUGAAAAGAACAAGACUUGGUUCUGUUUAUUAUGACUCAGGGGACCUCCCACCUUAAUGUGACAUUUGUAAAUAGUGAGGUGUGACAAACUUUUGCUGUCUAGUUGUGAAAAGGCAAAACAUCUUCAGAGGUGUAAAUAUCAAGACACGGUCAUUUGCCAUUUGGUUGCCAGGUUACCUGUCUCACGUUACACACCUUUCAGUCUCAACGAGUGCAUGACGACAACACACACACAUAAGCACAUGCUCCUCGCAGGUCACAGCAGCUUAUACUUUUUGGACUUGGCAUUUAGGACUUAGCUUGGCAGGUGGGUUUGUUGAGAAUGAGGUGUGUGUGGGCUGCACUUUGUGGGAUUGUGCUACUAACAGAGGUUUUUAUAACCAAUUCACAAGACUCAGAUGAUUCGCCCAGCGGAGGCUGUUUCCAGUUUGACUCAUGUGAUAGCUGCAUCAGUGGAGACCCAGCUCUCAAUCUGACACGAUGUGUCUGGCAAAGCUGUAAUAAUGGAAACGACACAAAAUGCAUGUCUGACACCGAAGAUGUUGGGGACUGCUCUGUCUUCAACGAGACUGGCAUGUGUCAAACUGACUCUGAUGAUGGUACCAAAGAUAGCACUGCUGCUGGGUCCACCCCUGAGUUCUCUCAAGCAUCAUUUGACCUGUCCAGCUUCAUCGGAGGAAUCAUCCUGGUGUUGGUGGUGCAGUCGGGGGCAUAUUUUGCCAUGCGAUUCCUCAAAACCAAAGACAGCACGUAUGAAACUAUUGACCAAACACAGUGAAGAAUAGGCAAAGAACAAAAACAAACAAGAUAUGGAGAGGAGAUAAUGGAUACAGCAUUAUGAGUGAAGGGGAUGCAGGCAUUGUUUUCUCUGUUUGCUGGCAUUUAUAUAAAUGAUAAAUUAAUUAAAUUCCAUCCUGUCCCUGAAUGACAUAAAAAAUGUGUGUGUGUAAAUAAGAGAUGAGGUGAAAUUAUAUACUAGAAGAUUAUACUCAUUUAAGUGUGCAUAAAUGGUUGCCUCAUUCAUUGUGUUGAUAUAUGUUUUAGGUAAUUUACCUUCAUCUUUUAAUCUUUGCUUUGUCUGUUGAUUUAUCUUAAUAUACUGUAAUGUAUGUUAUGUUUAUUAGGUAGUAACCUGCGACUGGUGUUUCAUUCAGGAAUUUCAUUCAGUGAUAUGUAUGCAUCAUUUCCCCUUUAGGUGUCAGUAAAAUGCUAUUUUUACCUACCAAAGCCUUAAAAAUGAAAAUUCGGUCAUCAUUUACUUACCCUCGUGUUGUUACAAAACUGUAAAAAUUUCUCCUUUGUCUGUUGAACACAAAGGAAGAUAUUUGUAAUGAAGCAGGAAACCGAAGCACCACUGAUUUCCAGGAAAUAAAUACUACUAUGGAUGUCAAUGGUGCUCAAAAACGGUUUGGUUAGAAAUGUUGCACAAAAUAUCUUCCUAAUGAGGGUUAGUAAAUGACUAAAUUUUCAUUUUUGGGUAAACUAUUAGUAUAACUCCCCCUUGGCCUACUUUAUCUUUACAUUUAACAUAUUAAUAAAUCUACAAUAAAGUACAUUUUAUCAGUAAUCUAUUAUUAAACCAUAAAUGUAACCAAUUAUCUCAAACAUGAACUUGUGGGAUACUUCAGGAAUGUGAAGUACUUAUUUGUGUAUUUUAUUCUAUAUGCAGACAAUAAUCUCUUAUUCGUGACAUGGUAUAAAUCAAAAUAGAUUUGAUGGUCAGAAAAAGUUAAAAGUUUAAAGUUAAUUUGUAAUUGAAAUAUAAAAAAUAGUUUAUUAAAAAACAGUCUGCAAAAUGAUUUAAUUUCUCCAAAUUACUCCAAACUGAAUGUCAGAAUGGGAAAUAAAAAAGGUGAUUUAAGCAAUUUUGAAUGUGGCAUGGUUGUUGGUGCCAAACGGGCCGGUCUGAGUAUUUUACAAUCUGCUCAGGUACUGGGAUAUUCACACACAACCAUAGGGUUUACAAAGAAUGGUGUGAAAAGGGAAAAACAUCCGAAUGCGGCAGUCCUGUGGGCGAAAAAUGCCUUGUUGAUGAGCCGACUUAUUCAAACUGAUUGAAGAGCAACUUUGACUGAAAUAACCACUCGUUACAGCCACAACACGCACAACGUUGAAGUGGAUGGGCUAUAACAGCAGAAGACCCCACCGGUUCCCACUCAUCUCCACUGCAAAAAAAGAGGGUUUAGACAUAACUACUCAACAACAACAGCUUAACUUAAUCUCACCAAUGAUAUCUAUACAGGUUAGCAUACUGGUGCAAUUUGUAUAGAUUUCACCAAAGCUUUUGACACUGUUGACCACUACCUUUUGCUGGACAAGCUUUAUUCAAUUGGUGCCUCCAGAGAGGUACUGCUCUGGUUCAAUUCAUAUUUACAUUAUUGAAAACAAUUUGUUAUGGUACAGGGUAAAUCUUCAGAGACUUACAUAAUUACAAACGGUGUUCCACAAGGCUCAUCUCUGGGGCCCUUACUAUUUUCAAUUUACAUAAAUGAUAUGUCUAAAAUCAUUAAAAAAUUUAAAGUCCAUCUAUAUGCUGACGACACCGUUAUCUAUAGUCAAACAAAAAUUUACAUAAUAUACAAGAGUCACUUCAGUUUGAUUUUAAUCAAAUACAAUCUUGGCUCACUCAGCAUAAUCUAAUUUUAAAUAAUAAAAAAUCUUUCAGUAUGCUUUUUUCAAAGUGCCCGGGUCUAAAUCUGCAGAGCAUGACCAUAUAUUUAUCAGAUGGAAAACAACUUGAAAGUACAAACUCUUUAAAUAUUUGGGGGUGUGGGUUGAGCCAGAACUUACCUUUAAACCACACAUUGAUUAUAUAACGAAAAAAGUCCAUGCAUGUCUUGGUCAGCUCUACAGAUCAAUCAAUAGCUUUACACAAUUGAUUAGGAAAAGAAUAGAACAGUAACUUAUUCUGCCAGUAAUUGAUUAUGGGGAUGUAAUCUAUCAAAAUGCAACAGAAUUUGCUCUUAAACCUAUAACUAUAUUAACUAUCUCCCUAUGCAGAUUUGUUUUAAAAUGUCAUUAAAAUGUAUAAUGUAUGUAUAACUCUUCAUUAUACUUUUAUAUAAAUACACCUUGUACUUGUUAUUGAUAUAUUAUAUUAUAAAUGUCAUGUUUGGUAUUCUUACUACAGAUGUAUGUCUAUCUUGUAUAUGUAUCAGAAAUAUUUAUAUGUUGUAUUAAUUUAUACCAAAUAACUUGUAUGAAUUAUGUGAAAUCUUACAAAGGACAGUGACUUAAUGUUUAUCUAAUGUACAAUAUCAUGUCACCAUUAAAAGGUGAGGAUUCUGAGGGAACAGGGUUGGGGGACGUGUUAAUGCAGGACAAUUGUUAAUCGUUUUUUGGGUAUGUGUUAUGUGUUUGUUGUAUAAUGUGGGACAUAUUGUGAUGUUGUAUAUGUAACAGCUAUCCUUGUGCUUUAGGACCCCCUCGAAAAAGA
Molecule: messenger RNA, 3946 nt
Organism: Paramisgurnus dabryanus
Lineage: Eukaryota; Metazoa; Chordata; Actinopteri; Cypriniformes; Cobitidae
Gene: cd164l2
Product: CD164 sialomucin-like 2
Cellular component (GO): cytoplasmic vesicle
Source: RefSeq, a predicted model, not a curated record